UCAAAGUUCAGUCACUUUCCCCUGUUUGCUCCUUCCAUGGCCUUCGUCCUCCUCCUCUCUACGGCGUCAGUUCCGACGCUGGUCUAACCGCCGUUCACGGUCACCCGUGACCGGUGUCGCCGCCGCUCAUCCCUCUAAACCCCCAGCCCCUUUUUCGUCGAGCUGCUGCUCUGUCUGCCAGGAAUCGACUGAAUUGAUCUUUUUUCCAAUUGACUGAGGAAUGGCAAAUGCGUUGCUCAGCCGUUUACAAUCUUACUGGGAAUCAGUCUGCUAGAGACGGUGCUGGCCAUGGUGGCGCCGCAGGUCGAGCUCCUCGUCCCCCAGUCGCCGCCGAAUUCCCGUCGGUAACAACUAACAAGCCUUGAGCAAUCUCGACGGCCUGGGGGGCGUUCCCUGGUAGCGCGGCCUUUGGGGGUUACGGAUCCAUGGCGGGCGGCGACAGCUUGGGCUGCUGCGGCGGCCUUCUUCGUGGUUUCUGCGGCCUUGCUCAGGUCUUCCUGCCUCCUCAUGGGCGUCCAUCUGCUGGAAUCCUCGCCAACAAGCCGGACGAUCUGUGCUCGACUUCUUCUCAGGCUGGGAGGACGGGGCCGCCGCGGGAUGUGGAGAUCAGCCCCGGCUCUUCCGGAGUGGCGAGGGAGCUGCGUUUUUAUAAUCGGGAGGACGAAUUGUCCCCCGUGGCCAGGAACCCGCCGGCGGCGGCGGGCGAUCUGUGCUCGAGUUCUUUUUCUCAGCUUUGGAGGACGGGGUCGCCGCGGGAUGUGGAGGUCAGCUCCGACAUGGAGGAGUCUCCCCGAGUGGACAGGGAGCUGCUUUUUGAUGAUCAGGAGGAGGACUUGUCCCCCGUGUCGAGGAACUCGCCGGCGAUGGCGGGCGAUCUGUGCUCGCGUUCUUCUAUGGUUGGGUUGACAUCGUGGGAUAUGGAGAUGAUAAUGGCCGAGACAGAGUACUCUGUCCCAGUGGCACGGGAGCUGCGUUUUGCUGGUCAGGAGGAGGGCUUGCCCCCACUGGCCAGGGAUUCGCCGGCGGAGGCGCCACCGCAACCGAAAGACAUGGCUGGUGGCGUUGAAGACGAAGACGACGACGACGAUGACUGUGUGAUUUUAGACAGUGAUCCUUUUAGCGCGGUCACCGUCAAUGAUGAGAAGGAUGGCGGCUCGGAUGAGGAAUUGCAGAUAGUCGCGGAGAAAGGCAAGGUAGCAUGCAGGGACUUCCCUCACUCGCGCCAUUUAUGCUCCAAUAUGCCCUUCGGCACCACCUCUCACGAGAAGCAUUGUGCCAUGUGCUACUGUUUUGUGUGUGACGUCCCAGCUCCAUGCGGUUACUGGGGUAACGGCCUCUUGGUUGGCGAUCAUUGUCAUGCUACGGAUAAGGAAACCAAAUGGAAUAUACUGAGGCAGGAAUUCAGGUGCAAAGACCUUCCAGCGCCUCAUCGAGAAGCAGAAACUGCUGUCCACCCAACAAUGACGCCACUCGACCGCCUUUGCCUUUUUCUUGGCAAUCAGAUUCCUCUUCAGAAUGUUGUGACCCAAAACCAACACACACAUGCUUCAGUUAGAGCCUCGACGAAUGUAGAGUCAAGAGAGGGAAGUGGCACAAGCAGUGUUCACACUGCUCAAGUUGCUCGCCCACUAGCGCUAACUGUCACUGCGCCAAGAGCAUCCUCUGCAACAGAAGUUGGAAGAAGUGGUACAAGCAAUGCCCACAGUGCUCAAGCUACUUGCCUAGUACAGCCAACUCUCAGUGGAUCAAGGCCACACCCUGUGGCAGGAGCUGGAAGAGGUACAGGCAGCACUCACACAGCUCUAAUUACUCAUCCAGCAGAGCCAACUGUCAGUGCAGCAAGAGCACACUCUGCAGCAAGAACUGGAAGAGGUACAAACAAUGCUCACACUGCUCAAAUUAUUCGCCCCGUGGAGCCAACUGUGAGUGCAACGAGAGCAUACCCGACAGGAAGAACUGAAAAAGGUACAAACAAUGCUCACACUGCUCAAAUUACUCGCCCCGUGGAGCAAACUGUCAGUGCACCAAGAGUAUACCCUGCGGCAAGAGCUUCAAGCAAUGCUCAUUCUGCUCAAGUUACUUCCCCCGCCACGGCCAGUGGCUACCCGCCGGAGCAGGAUGCGCGGGAGGGGGCCACGGUGUAUGUCAGGAACCUACCCUACCACCUUGACAAUGAGGGACUCAAGCUGAACUUCCAGCAUGCCGGGGUUGUCCUGUUCUCAAAGGUCAUUUAUGACAGAGAAACAGGCCGGAGCCGUGGAUUUGGAUAUGUCAUCAUGAAUACUGUUCAGGAGGCUGAGAAGGCUGUGAGAAUCUACCAUGGCUCUGAGGUGCAUGGCAGGCGUCUGACUGUAAGUAUCGCAGCUCCUAGAGGAGGCACCCGGGUGGGCGCCACUCGCAGUCAAUCUGGUUCUCCACUCAGAAUAUUCGUAUGCAAUCUACCUAGUCAAGUGGACAACUCUCGGUUGGAGGAGCUGUUCAACAAGCAUGGCCAAGUAGUUGAUGCCAGAGUUAUCUACGAGCGGCGAGAAGGCGCCUCGUGUUCGAGGGGAUUUGGUUUUGUCACAAUGGCAACGGACGAGGAAUCGUACAAGGCGAUAGGUGCCCUCAACAAGCAGGUUCUGGAGGAACAUACCCUGGUGGUGAGGGUUGCAAGGGAACGGCCGGACAGAGUUUGCCCCUCUCUUAGCAACCAGAUUCCUCCUCAGGACGCUGUCAGUCAAAACCAACGCACACAUACGUCGGAUAGAGCCUUGCUGAAUGUAGCGCCAACGGUCAGUGCGCCAAGAGCAUACCCUGCAACAAGUGCUAGAAGUGGUACAAACAAUGCUUCCACUGCGCAAGUUACUCGCCGACUAGAUCGAACUGUCAGUUCACCAAGGCCAAGUGAAUACAGGGUGCCCCCCCCCCCCCCCCCCCCUAGUUGAUUGACCUUUGCUCUUUUACCCAAUUGUUGCUCUAUGGGUUCCAAUGCCUAUACACCAUCUCUAUGCACGCACACAAGAUUCUAGUGGUCAUAUACCCAGGAGCAGGACAUGCCAGUCCCCUCCCCUCGGAACUCUCCUGGCCCUCGAGCACCAUGCUCCCUUGCCAGUGUCCAAUCCAGCUACAUCUUCAGAAGCCAGUAUAUUUGUCCUCAGUUUCUUGUUGCCCCCGCAGAAACGUGAAUGGCCAAAUCAGUCCUGUCUGUAUCGCUCUGCUAGACAUAUACAAGGAUAUACAUGGGUCUCGAGCCUGUAAAUAGCAUCAGUACUAUCAAUGGCCCUGCAAGGAAAUGCCCAAGAACACACACUCCCAUCUGCCAAGCUUGCUGGUAAGCUGUUCAUAAUUCUAUGGAUGUUCACAUAGGGAUCUAGGAGUACCAGUCCCAGUCAGGAAGCUUGGUAUCUAAAUCUCAAAUUUGCGCUGAUACAGCAGUAGUUCCGUGCCCAACCAGUUCUAAAAUUUCAGAGCUUGAUUUGUGGUGAAGUAAGGUUCUUAACCAAUCUUGAUUUGAUAAGCGUAUUUGUGCGCUAUUUUGAGAAUGGUAUGUGGUUAUUACUGGUUGAGUAAUGUAUAGAAGAGUAAAACUGAACCCGCUGAAGGUCAUGAAACUUAAAUACUCUUACCUCGGCCUGGAACUUGCUUGGAUGCAGAAUAACAUAUGUGUAUAUGUUGAAGUGAA
Molecule: messenger RNA, 3664 nt
Organism: Hordeum vulgare subsp. vulgare (domesticated barley)
Lineage: Eukaryota; Viridiplantae; Streptophyta; Magnoliopsida; Poales; Poaceae
Exons: 6
Coding region: 426-2927 (833 amino acids)
Molecular function (GO): RNA binding
Source: RefSeq, a predicted model, not a curated record